AAGCAUGCGUCAUGUGACUGCCGAGCUCAGCGCCGAGCUGCUUACUGGUUUCUGGAGAUUUCACGUGAGAAACGGACCUCAAGCCCCCCUUUUCUCUCAUCCUGCGUCUGCGGCAGUUUUUAAAGGCUCUAUUCUGCUCUUUUCCACCCCCCCAGCCCCCUCCCCGUUUCACACGGAUAAUGAGGACGUUCAACGCACUGGGAGUAUGACAAAAGAUUUUAGCAUGUCGGACUGCUGCUUGCGGUUCUGCAACUAUAGUUUUUAAUUCAAUGCCAACGCGGUGAAUGCGUCGGACGGAGUGGACGAGCCCGCUGCUGGAGGUCCGCAUUGAGAAAGUCAUCAUCUUCUCUUUGGUUUUUAUUUUUCACUUCAGAAGGAUGUAACGACCGACCUGCUGUGUGCAGGCUGAAGCGUCCCCCGUCAAAAUGCAAAAGGGAAUACGACUCAACGACGGUCAUGUCACCUAUCUGGGGCUUUUGGCGAAGAAGGAUGGUACAAGGCGAGGGUGCUUGAGCAAAAAGAGCUCGGACAACACGAAAUGGCACACAAAGUGGUUCGCUUUGUUGCAGAACAUGUUAUUUUAUUUUGAGAACGAGUCCAGCUCUCGGCCGUCGGGAUUAUACUUGUUGGAGGGGUGCUUAUGCGACAGGGCGCCUUCACCAAAACCUUCUCUGUCAGCCAAGGAGUGCUUGGAAAAGCAGUACUACUUCACUGUCAACUUCACCCAUGAAAACCAAAAGGCUCUUGAGUUGCGCACAGAAGAUGUAAAAGACUGCGAUGAAUGGGUGGCUGCAAUAUCACACGCCAGUUACAGAAACUUGGCCACAGAGCAUGAGUCUCUCAUGCAGAAGUAUCUUCAUCUGCUUCAGAUUGUCGAGACAGAGAAAACAGUUGCUAAGCAACUUCGUCAACAGAUAGAAGAUGGAGAAAUAGAGAUUGAAAGGCUAAAGUCAGAGAUUUCUGGACUGCUCAAAGACAAUGAGAAGAUCCAUGCCAGCCCAGCAGCCGCCCCGACAGAAGACGACUCAGAAAUCAAAAAGAUCAAAAAGGUUCAGAGCUUUCUGAGAGGCUGGAUCUGCAGGAGAAAGUGGAAGACCAUCAUCCAGGAUUACAUCCGCUCACCUCACGCAGAGAGCAUGAGGAAGAGGAACCAGGUGGUGUUCAGCAUGCUGGACUCAGAGGCCGAGUACGUCCAGCAGCUUCACAUCCUGGUGAACAACUUCUUGAGGCCACUGCGCAUGGCCGCCAGCUCUAAAAAGCCGCCAAUUACACAUGAUGAUGUCAGCAGCAUUUUCCUCAACAGUGAAACUAUUAUGUUCCUGCAUCAGAUUUUUUACCAGGGUUUGAAGGCCAGAAUAGCAAGCUGGCCAACAUUAGUACUGGCUGACCUUUUCGACAUCUUGCUACCCAUGCUGAACAUCUACCAAGAGUUUGUUAGAAACCACCAGUACAGUCUGCAGAUCCUGGCUCACUGUAAGCAAAACCGGGAUUUUGAUAAGCUGCUGAAGCAGUAUGAGGCCAAGCCCGACUGUGAGGAACGAACUCUAGAGACUUUCCUCACCUACCCAAUGUUCCAGAUUCCAAGAUACAUUCUUACACUCCAUGAGCUUCUGGCCCACACUCCCCACGAACACAUAGAAAGGAACAGCUUGGACUACGCCAAAUCUAAGCUGGAGGAGCUUUCGAGAAUAAUGCAUGACGAGGUGAGCGAGACGGAAAACAUCAGGAAGAACCUGGCAAUAGAACGCAUGAUCAUAGAGGGCUGCGAAGUCCUCCUCGACACCAGCCAGACAUUCGUGAGACAAGGGUCUUUAAUCCAGGUGCCAAUGAGCGAGAAGGGCAAGAUCACCCGUGGGCGACUGGGUUCUCUCUCUCUAAAGAAGGAGGGGGAGAGGCAGUGCUUUCUCUUCUCCAAGCAUUUGAUCAUCUGCACUAGGGGUUCAGGAGGCAAGCUUCAUCUCACUAAGAACGGAGUGGUCUCGCUUAUAGACUGCACUCUGAUGGAGGAGCCUGAGGGGACAGAUGACGAGUCUAAAUCCGAUAAGAGCGGCCAGGACAUGGAGCACCUGGAUUUUAAGAUUGUUGUGGAGCCAAAGGACAGUCAGUCAUUCACGAUCAUCCUGGUGGCCUCCUCCAGGCAGGAGAAGUCUGCGUGGACCAGUGACAUCAGCCAGUGCAUAGACAACAUCCGCUGCAAUGGGCUGAUGAUGAACGCUUUUGAAGAGAACUCUAAAGUCACGGUGCCACAGAUGAUAAAAUCCGAUUCGAGUCUGUACUGUGAUGAUGUGGAUAUCCGCUUCAGCAAGAUGAUGAACUCCUGCAAAGUGCUGCAGAUUCGCUAUGCCAGCGUCGAACGUUUGCUGGAAAGACUGACCGAUCUCCGCUUCCUUUCGAUUGACUUCCUGAACACUUUCCUGCACUCCUACCGCGUGUUCACCACAGCUGACGUGGUGCUGGAUAAACUCAUUACUAUCUACAAGAAGCCCAUCAGUGCCAUCCCUGCUCGGUCCCUGGAGUUAUUCUUUGCCAGCAGUCAGAACAAUAAGCUUCUAUAUGGAGAGGCUCCUAGCUCUCCCAGAGCAAGCAGGAAGUUUUCCUCCCCUCCUCCUCUUGCUAUUGCCAAAAACUCAUCCCCCAACCGCCGACGCAAGCUCUCUCUCAACAUCCCCAUCAUCACUGGGGGCAAAGCUCUUGACCUGGCUGCCCUCAGCUGCUCCUCAAAUGGCUAUGCAAGCAUGUAUUCCACCAUGUCGCCAUUCAGCAAGACCACCUUGGACAUCAACAAGCUGUAUGUGUCCAGCCCGAUCACAAGCAAGAUCCCUGAUGAGGGAGAGGACAAGAAAGACAAGGUGGAAGACACAUCAGUGUGCAAACAAGAUCUUUCUGUGCGAGAGGAAAGCGACAAUGAUCAAAACCAGAGCGAUGACGGGGAUCCAGAAGCAUCUCCCACCAAGUCUCCAACCACACCAAAAAACAUCAAAUGCAAAAACUCCUCAGAGUUUUCUCUGUUUUCCUACAACAAUGGCAUGGUCAUGUCCUCAUGUCGAGAGCUGGACAACAACCGUAGCGCUUUGUCUGCUGCCUCGGCCUUUGCCAUUGCCACAGCUGGAGCCAAUGAGGGAACGCCUACCAAGGAAAAAUAUCGGCGGAUGUCCCUUGCCAGCACAGGGUUUCCAACAGAUCAGAGAAACGGUGACAAGGAGUUUGUGAUCAGACGGGCAGCAACCAACAGAGUCCUGAAUGUACUGAGGCACUGGGUGUCCAAACACUUUCCGGACUUUGAGAGUAACAAUGAGCUGAAGACGAAGGUCAUUGCCUUCCUGGAGGAAGUGAUGCAUGACCCUGAGCUGCUGACCCAGGAGAGGAAAGCAGCAGCCAACAUCAUCAGGACUUUAACUCAGGAAGAUCACAGUGACAACCAGAUCACAAUGGAGGACGUGACACAAUUGGUGGGAGGGGGGAAGGCAGAGCCGUUUGAGAGCCACUCUGCCUUGGAAAUUGCAGAGCAGCUAACUCUGCUUGACCACCUGGUGUUUAAAGUCAUCCCAUAUGAGGAAUUCUUCGGUCAAGGCUGGAUGAAGAAUGACAAAAAUGAGAAGACACCAUACAUCAUGAGAACCACCAAGCAUUUCAAUGAUACAAGCAACCUGAUCGCAACAGAGAUCCUGCGGUGUGACGACUUGGUCACUCGAGUGGCUGUCAUAGAGAAAUGGGUGGCUGUGGCCGACAUCUGCCGUUGUUUGCAUAACUACAAUGCUGUGCUUGAAAUCACCUCAUCUCUAAACCGGAGCUCUGUUUUUCGCCUCAAGAAGACCUGGCUAAAAGUCUCCAAACAGACAAAAGCGCUUAUUGACAAGCUCCAAAAGCUGGUUUCAUCAGAGGGAAGGUUCAAAAACUUGAGAGAGGCUCUGAAGAACUGUGAUCCUCCCUGUGUACCAUAUUUGGGGAUGUACCUCACUGAUUUGGCUUUCAUUGAAGAAGGAACGCCGAACUACACUGAAGACAAUUUGGUCAACUUCUCGAAGAUGAGGAUGAUAUCUCACAUCAUCAGAGAAAUCAGGCAGUUUCAACAAACAGCAUAUAAGAUUGACCUGCAACCAAAGGUAGCCCAGUACCUACUGGACAAGAGCUUUGUUCUUGAUGAGGAAAGCAUGUAUGAAGCCUCACUCAGAAUUGAGCCUAAAGUGCCCAACUGAUGGGGAAAGUGAACCUUCACACUUCGUUUCCUUUGUUAACAUUACAUAUAAGUUAACAUCUACAUUUGCAUUUGUAUAGCUGUACAUGGUAAAGAUAUUUGUUCUUCUGUACAGUAGAUGUUUAAAGUUGUUUGAUGACACAAAUCAUUUUGGUGUAUAUUUUUUGUUGUCAUGUUGACACCUCCCGUAGGGACCUUUGUUUUAAAUUGUUUGAGUAUUUUAAUAAUAACAAUAAUAAUAAUAAUAAUAAUAAUAAUAAUAAUAAUAGAGGUCACUGUAGUUGCAUGCAACCGUGUUUCUUAGUGACCAAUGACAUUAUUUUUGCAUCAUAUAAUACUGUGUCGAAUUUGCACUUUCUGAGCACUAAUGCUGCUGGCCUUUGUUCAGCAGGCUUGAGUUUUAUUGAUCAUUGAAGUUCUCUGCAACCAAUGUAGCAUUGUAUAAAUGAAUUGCAAAAAAGAAGAAAAAACAAAAAUCAGGUAAAAGAGCCCGGAGGAAAUAGGCUAAUUGUAUUUUAAAAGAGAGGGAACAAUGAUCAGUGGAAAUGACAGCAAGAUAUCCAAAGCAUUUGUGUCUCUGUGCUUCCCAAACCAAAAAAGGAAGAUAUUUGUGUCUUCAUUUUUGUUCAUCAGUUUAAACCCUGGUGAUUCCCAAUUGUUUUAUAUCAAUUUUCACUGACUUUUAUUGUUAAUCAACCUAAUCCGACCACCCAGGAAUGCAAUUUAGAUGGAGCAUUGCUUAUAUUUGUUAUAUUUUGAAAAUGCUCAUGUCAUCCUGCUCACUUCUAAGGUACACAGAAUUGUGUAUCGUUGUUUCUUUUUCUAGAGUAAUCCUAAUCCUUAUACCUAUUCGGCAUUCAGAAGUAGGUUGCUGAAAUCACACAGCAAGCAUGGUCUCCUUUAGAUACAGUAUUAUCAAUGAUAAAGACAUUUUUAGCAAAUUUCACAAAAUAAGGUUUUGCUCGGGAUGUUUUGAGCGCAGAGGCGCUUCUAAACUGGUUCUAAACCAUAAAAUAACAUUAAUGCUCCAGAAUUGGCAAUCUGGUUAGAGUACAUAAACAUUGCUUACAUGUCAGUUAGACAAAGGUAUACUGAGAAAUCUGACAACAGGGUUUUUUAUUUCUAAUUUGUAAUAAAUAUAUGCAAACAAAAACAGCUACAAUUUUAGAUCGUCACAUUUAAAAAGAUAUUAUGCAGACUUUAUUAAAGGGCAUAUAUCAUCUAUUUUUUACAACUUUUCAAUUGUUUUUAGGCUUGUAGUUGAAACUUAUCUUUCAAUUUCCAUAACAGAAAUUUAGAAAUUUUGUAAAAGCCUUGAAAGAAAAACUAGCAGAAAAGUGAUAUUUGCCCACAAUCAAAAACUGCCUUGGAAUAAUGGCAAACUGGAGCGCUAAAUUCAUGCACUCAAUGCAUAACACAUUAGCUUUCCAAGACAAAAUGUGAUAACUAAGUUUGAGUUCAUCCGGGAAACAUCUAUAUAGACAUAUUAAUAACUGAGGAGGAAAUGAGAAAAGGCAUGGUCUGACAGGGAGUAGCCCGGAGACAUGAUGGUGCUCCAUGGUGAGCACAACGUAUUUUAUUCACUGUAUUAGUGAAUAAACUCUUGCACCAAAGUCAUGCAAUUUGAAACACCCAAAUUCUGGCAGCUUUCAGAUAGGUGUAAUUUCUUAUCUGCUUCUAAUCAACAAUAUUAUUUUGAUGUGCACAGGCAUGCGUUACUCAAAAAAAUAAAAAUAAAAAAAGGCUGUGCAACUAGCCUAGUUUAUAUUAGCAUGCAGUGAUUGCAAAGGUUCCACGUUGCUCCACAUAGGCUUUAACUAAGCUACAGUGAAACAGCUGUCAAAAAUUUAUUUUGAGGUUUUCGACAUAUUAUUUUGUACCAACAGAGGACACUUAAAAGUAAGAGACUGUUUAUUACCUGUUAAAGGUUUUUGUUAUUGCCAUGGUAUACACUAUCGUGUCCUUAGUCUUAGUUUUGGAUUGUUCCUUCUCUUAAAUCUGAAUUUCUAGUGAUUUAUAUCUGAAAACACAAGUUUCAAAUGGAGAGAAUAUAUUUGGUGACUGAGGAAAAGUCCAUCCUCCCUGACUGUGCCUACUUCCAUUGAACUAAUCCAAAUUUGCCAAAUCUUAGAAAGUCCCCCCCCGCCGCCCCCCUUGCCUCUCAUUCACCUGUUUACACCCUCUGGGAGUGCUAUGUCUCAAGGUGGAUGUCAUAAUAGAAUAGGGAAGUAAGUUUUUCUUUUAUGCUCAGGGGGUUUGUUUUACCUUUCAGAAAGUUGAGUUUUAAAAAUUACUUUUCCACCUUUAAAACCAAUGGUAAUGUAGAUUUUCUGGCUUUAAAAUAUGACAUAUGCUUUUUAACUAUUAAACAUCUGUUAGAUUGUGGAGUUCCUUUCUGUCUUUGAUUUUAAUCCCAUGACUGUUUUAUUGUCUGGUAAAUGUUGUAAAAGGUUUGCAAUGGUCAUCAGCCCAGGAUUUGCAAACCUCAGCUCUGAGAUACAUGUUUUUAUUAACCUGAAAAUUGAUCAAGUGUAUGAAUUUUGACAGGAAAGUGUUUUACCCCUCUUACAUGGGGGCUCCAGAAUCUCUUUAAACAUCUUGGUUUAAUUAAGAAAUUCAGCUGAAAACUGGAUGACAAAUUGUAGUGAUUAAGAAGAUUUAUGUUCUUAUGCAUUGGAAUGAUUUAAGGUAAAACAAAAAUAUAUAUAUUUCUGUUGCUUAAAGGUUUGACACGACAGUUUGCUCAAAUUUCCUUUCUUAGAAGACUCACUAAAAGACCACAUACGGUUCUAAGUGUUAUACCUUCAAGUUUGGGUUUUACUUCUGUAGAGUAAAAGGUUGUUACUCUUCUGUAAUUAAAAAGACAAUCUGUCCUUCUUGCUGUUCCAGUGAUUGUGGAACGUGACUGUAUAUCACUCUGUUAUAUGCAUUGCUGUUAAAAACUAUGAUAAAAUGUAUGUGAAUGACCUCUGCCUGCAGCAUUCAAACACUAUUUUUGUAGUAGUAUACAAGAGAGUGAACCUGCUCUUUAUAUGAACCUGGGGAAGUAUUUUGUACUUUGUUGUUAAUUCACUUCACUGAGACAUGCUGUACAUUUUGUACAUGCGAGCUGGCAUAUUUCUCAAUGUGGAACAGUGUAUCCCUCUCAAAAACAAGCUCUAUGUAAAAUGCUACAACAGUGUGGUCUUGAAACCAUGACUUAGAGGUAGAGACACAACUUCAAAGUGUUUUGCAUUUAUACUGUAAUCCUGUUUAUAAUCAUUUCUGUUAGCAGGAAUAUAGUAACGUAGUGCUUAUUCUGUGAAUAUCUGUAUGUAUUUUUACGAUGUAUGUACAGUACACUUUUAUGGCUCAUGUAGUAGGCAUGCAACACCUUCACAGACAGAAUUGAACUAUUUAAUGAUAAUGUAUACACUUAUACAUGCACAUAAUCUUAUAAGGUAUUUAAACAAAUAAACAUUUUUGCUGUUAGCAAUACCCAGUGGUAUGAAAAUUAUCUUUCAAUCCUUUCGUUUCCACAGCUUAAGAAAUAUUCCCAGUUUUGUAAGAAAAAAAAAUAUGAAAAAAUAAAAUUAUGAAGAUGAACAUAACAACAAAUAAGCAAAAAUAUGUUUCCCAAUUACCUCUUGUUAAUAAAUCCAUUUUAUCUCAGG
This is a messenger RNA of Poecilia reticulata (guppy), 7848 nucleotides long. RefSeq names its product Ras protein specific guanine nucleotide releasing factor 1 (gene rasgrf1). NCBI's taxonomy places the organism in Eukaryota, Metazoa, Chordata, Actinopteri, Cyprinodontiformes, Poeciliidae. Gene Ontology annotation, molecular function: guanyl-nucleotide exchange factor activity. Gene Ontology annotation, biological process: Ras protein signal transduction. The record is from RefSeq and is a predicted model, not a curated record. Gene Ontology annotation, cellular component: plasma membrane.